This is a messenger RNA of Leptopilina heterotoma, 837 nucleotides long. RefSeq lists its product as uncharacterized. The transcript has a single exon. NCBI's taxonomy places the organism in Eukaryota, Metazoa, Arthropoda, Insecta, Hymenoptera, Figitidae. Bases 1 to 837 code for a protein of 278 amino acids. The record is from RefSeq and is a predicted model, not a curated record. Gene Ontology annotation, molecular function: catalytic activity.
AUGCAGACUGCCAGGCAGAGGAAGGCCGAUAUACUUAUCUUCAGUGAGCAGUAUAGAAAGCCACAAUUCUCUGUCUGGUUUCAGGACGCAUCGGGCAGGUCCGGGAUUCAAGUUUGCAACCCGGACAUCGCUGUCAGCGAUUUCCUCGAGACAGAUAAGGGCUUCGUUUGGGUAGAGGGGGCGGGUGUUCGUAUUUACAGCUGCUACUUCUCCCCAAACGAUCCCCUAAAGAAGUUCGACACCGAGAUUCGCUCUCUUGAGGAGAGCGUAAAAGCUUUCCGCGGGGAUGUCCUCAUUGCGGGAGAUUUCAAUAGUAAGUCGCCGGAAUGGGAAGAGACCCGCCAGGACAGGAGAGGAAUCUUGGUCACCGAUAUGGUCUCGGCGAAUGACCUGGUGGUGAUGAACCGGGGCAAACAGCUCACUUUUAGGCGAGGAGCGUCAGGGUCAAUUCUUGACCUAACAUUUGCAUCUUCUCGCCUGGCCUGCAGAGUAGAGAAUUGGAAGGUGCUGGAUCAGGUGACCAUGAGCGACCACCAGUACAUUGAGUUUUCAGUCUCCGAGGAAGAGCCGGGAGGGUGCAAUCGUCCACAAAAGGACAAAAAGAAACCUUCCUGGAACCUCAGAAGACUAGAUAGAGAGAAGUUGGUAAAGUCCCUGUCCGAAGCUCGCCUUAUCAAGAGGUCCAGCUGGCAGAAGGAGCCAACUUCUGUACAGGGUAUAGCGAGAGAGGCGAGGCAGAUUAUAGCGGAUGCUUGCAACUGCUCUAUGCCUCGCCGGCGCCAAACAAAAGCAAGGAAGGGUGCUCUGUACUGGUGGAGCGAUGAAUUAGCCCGCUGA